Linepithema humile (Argentine ant) is the source of this 6484-nucleotide messenger RNA. The record is from RefSeq and is a predicted model, not a curated record. Lineage: Eukaryota; Metazoa; Arthropoda; Insecta; Hymenoptera; Formicidae.
CAUCCCGGCAGAUCCUGCGCGCGUUUCCACGUCCGGGACGGACUCCUUCCUCGUCUACCUCGUCACAUUCUCCGCUUCGACUCCCCUUCGCCCUACUUCCCAUCCGACAACCUGCCUGUCUAUCUUCCCGCCACGCCGAGAAGCCGAAAUCGAGAACUCCAAGUGCUCAGAAGAUUGCAUCAAGACUUCAAAACGAUAAAAUGACUAUGGAUGGGAGCAAGAGCGAGCCUGGCAAGAACGGGGCCACUCAACAAGAAUGCGCGGGUUGUGGAAAGGCGAUUACAGAGAGGUAUCUUUUGAAAGCAUUGGACAUGUAUUGGCACGAAGACUGCUUGAAAUGCGGAUGCUGCGACUGCAGGCUUGGCGAAGUCGGCUCGACGCUCUACACCAAAGCAAAUCUCAUUCUCUGCAAAAGAGAUUAUCUGCGACUCUUCGGAAAUACCGGUCACUGCGCGGCGUGCAGCAAAGUAAUCCCGGCGUUCGAGAUGGUGAUGCGCGCGAGAACUAAUGUUUACCACUUGGAGUGCUUCGCUUGUCAGCAGUGCAAUCACAGAUUUUGCGUAGGCGACAGAUUUUAUCUCUGCGACAACAAGAUCCUCUGCGAGUACGAUUACGAGGAGAGGCUGGUGUUCGCCAACAUGGCUCUGCAUCCUCCGCCCAGCGCUACAUUGGCACACAUCAAGAGACAGGUGACUCACCUUCAGCCACAGAACGUAGCUGGCGGCCCUCAGCGACAAGCGAACGGGGAAGCGGCCCAUAACCACAACGGAUAUCCAACGCCAGCCAGCACGAGCGCCCAUAACGUCCUGAACCCCAUGAAUAAUUUAAACGGUAUCAAUGCGCAAGCAUCGUACGAUGCCAAAUGACAAACGAAGUAAGCGCCGAUAUAUCGAUUGAGUCGCGCAAGGGGCGGCGACUCGUGGAAUCCGCGUCAUCCUUAUUGUCUUCGUGGUUUGCCAUGCUCAUCGUCCGAACCAAUAACUUUAGCACGCGACUCACAUCAAAUUGCGCAUAAUCCAAUGUCCCCCUCCACUGUCGAAAGAUAUCGUUAAGCUGUCGGUAUCGUAAACGAUGAAAAGGUGUUAUCGCGUAUAGAUAUGUAUUAUAUAUUCACAUUAAACGGCCCCGCUUUGCGUCGCGAUUCAAGCUCGACUGGAUGAACUCGAAGCUCGGUUUGUGUAAAUACAAGAACCACAACGCCAUACAAAAGUAUAAUAGUGCUCUAAUGAAACGGCGUGAUUAAGCGGCAUAGGAGAAUUUAAACUCGUUUUGUAAAUUUUAAAUUAGUAAUUAUAUAUACAUAUAUAUAUAUAUAUAUAUAUAUAUUGUUUUUUCCACUUGUUUUAAAGAAUAAAAAAAAGAAAUUGUUUUUCUUAAAAAUUCUAAGAGUAAUAUUUCUCCUACGCCAUCUUACACGCUAUUUGAGGUGUUUUCCGGACGAAUUAUUAUUCCGUCUUGGAUUAGAUUCUUGAAUGCGAGAGAGAACGUGAGGGAAGAAACACGUAAAUCCAGAAUGCGUCUCUUGUUCUUUCCUUAUUUUUAAUUAGAUUCGUAUAACCGAGACUCUCGAAUAGAUCCGUCUUCCCCACGCUCGACUGGCUAAAACGAUAAAUAAAGUAGAUAGAGAAAUAGGUAAGUAGAGAUAGAUAGGUGACGAAACGUGUAUUCGCCAGCUACGGCGAGUUAUUGGUGCUCUUUAGAUUAUAAUUGAUCGAAUUUCCGUGUGAUCUAAUCGAAACUGCUAACGCAAAUUUCUAGAUGAGCGAACGAGAUCCAAGAAAAAGAACCAGGAAUAAGAGACUCGCAUGGAAAGACUUAGAGACUAGGGAAGUAUCGCCGUAUCGCGAAUCUCUUCCGGAUUUAUUCGUUUCCACGAGAUUCUUCUCCGAGCGUAUGCGCCGAGACUUCCGGUCCGAUUCGAAAUAUCCUUAACAGCCGCCGUCUCUCGCGAGAAGUCCCGAGAAACUCCGGGGUGGUAAUAAAGUUUGUCUCGCGUUUAAUGCCUGCCGAGGGCGGCGUAUCGGUGAGGUGGUGCGCGCAGGAUGACCGGAGGGUCCCGUUCCUGCCGGACGAAGGAGGUAGGGCGUCGUGGACGAGAUCGAAUCGGCGGGCUUCGGCGGGAGAGCGACGCAUCACGGCGGCAACAACCGCUCGCCCAGCACGCCACCCCAUGGGGCUCAUACGUUAGGGGUGACUUAAGCAUUGUUUCAACUUCGAAUCUCCCGGCAGCGGCUCAGAUUGAUGUCGCGAACUUUUCCGCUGCCUUAUUUGCGAGUCAGAUAACGAGGCUGAGUUAUGCCGAAACUUCUCUCUCGCGCUCUCUCCUUCCUUCUCAUCCGGCCCGGUCUCCACGCUGAUCGUAUCGGAUCACGAGGAAUAUCCCGCAGUCGGGAGGAAUGUUUUAUUUCCACCUUCAAUUCUUCGGGGAUUCGUUCGUCGAUGCCGAAAGUACGUCGAACGAUAAUAGGCGGAGGCAGCUGCGCCGGCAAACCACCGUACGUUAACCCUUACGUGAAGUGACUUUCACGAUUUUCCGGCCGCGAGAUAACGAGAUAAGUACGGGAUAACGAGGAAAAUCUUCGCUCCUCGCGUCUGGCGAGGGAAGGCAAUAAUUAUUGUUGACUAUUGGUGGCAGAAGGGUUUGAGCAAUAGAUAUCGGAACCGUAUAUAUUCCGCGAGGCUAACUGGAAUCGGCUGUGAGUUAAUGAAUUUUGCUAACAAACAGUUUCUUAUAUGCUUUUCGUAUCGCACGAUUGUCAUUUUCUGCGACACUAGCGUUAAGUAUAAAAAUACGUUGGCUCGUUGAUCACUUGAGUAGUGAAAUAUUUGUAAUUUUGUUGCAAAAUACGUUCGCAAGUGUUUGCAUAUGUACGAAUACUAAAUUCGACAAUUUUAAAUUACUAUAAAUAGCGUGUACAAUAGCGAGUGCCAAUUUAUUAGCGCACCUUUUUGAUUUCUCGACGAAUAAAAAUAUCAUAUGCACGCUUACUUCAAUCUGUCAAAUCGCAUUGCGCCGAUAAUUAUUUGAAAUUAUCAAUCAAUACUGAAAAACUGUUGCGAUCUAGGAACUUAUAUUUUGAUACUACGACAGAGCGAGUACUUACAUUCACAGAGCGCGUUAAAGUCGCCUGACUUAGCCGCGAUUUCUUUUUACACCUGAAGAUAUUUCAGCGACUAAGGAAUAAUUCUCUCGCAAAGUGUGUAACGAUUCCAGAAUGAAACCAGCAUAGUUCCUAACGUAAAAAGUCUUCGACGAAUAUAUAAUCGCUAAAGAAACAUUUAUACUAUGCGACUAUCAAAUGAACAUUUAAGCACAGCCAGUGCGAGUAUCGGAACCCUUUUGUACAUUGUAUCCUACGGUAUUGCUUUCUAAAUCCCCGCAUAUAAAUCACGGGCAGCGCUCUAUGUAUUCCGAUUGCGCUUAGAUCACGAUGUACGAAAGAAUGGAAAUAUUAAUUAAGGAAGUGUGCAUGUUUUGCUAGUAUAGAGAUACGUUUUGUAUUAUAGUUCUAUCAUAGAAGUAUUAAUAAAUUUGUUUCGAUGUUAUGCAAGAAUUGUGGUUGUGAAUCGCGGCAUGAAUUAUCGAGGCCGCCGAAGAGGACACACCAUUUUCUUCCGCUUUCUUAAAGCUUUAUGUUCCUGUUUCUCUCGAGUCAUGAGUUCGCGAUAUUGAUUCGCGACGUUGCGACGCGAGAAACAACGCGCGGAAUGACUCUCGCCGCGCGCCCGGAGCCUCCUCCCUCUUGCAUCUUCCGUUCGUAUUUCCUCUGAAUUAUUUAAGGGCGCUACGUGAUUGGCCGACAAAUCCGGUCCGCCUCAAUAAUUUACCAAUCAUACGCGGUCCUUUGUGUUUUAUACGCCGCGUUUCGAAUAAAUCGCAUUGUGUAUUCAGAAGAGCGGCAUCCAACUCUAUUCGGGUGCGAACGCGAACCCUCUCCGCGUAUCCGGGCGCUGGAAAAAGGCGACGUGAAGAAACGGAAGAGGAAGCGACCGGAGAGAUCGCGAAGGGGGCGAUCGCGCACGAUUCGCACGAAUUGACUCGAAAUUCGGCUGAACAUCGCGAAUUUAUGACGAGGCCACGAAGAAGCGCAAUAUCCCCAUCCUUUGUGCCGUUCGGGAUCACGAGUAUUGCUAACGCGAGGAUUAAAUUUAAUACUUAACAACCUGGAGCGAUACUGGUUGAAUAUUCCGGAUGAAAGCUCGAUAUACGGAAGAUCAAAAGUUUUCAGUGAAAAAUAUCUCGAUAGCUUUACGAAUUAACGUGUCCGCGGCGCUUUUUACGCCGGCAGUUACUCCGACAGAUUUCAUUGAAAUAUCCGCGUAAUAGAAAAUGACCGGAAUCAGCCGCGGCGAACACUCUCGUGACUCUUGGAAAAUCCAUAAAAAGUAGGUACACCAUCUACAAAGCAAUUUGUUCUCCGAGAAUUAAUGCGAUGCUUUUUAAUAUCGACGUAUCUCGACGGGGCUUAGUGGAACGACGGUUGCUCGAUAACGGAAGGUGAUUUAACGUCACAGGCGAAACUGCUUAUCUAUAAUCCAACGAACGAACUGGCGGGCGGUCGGUAAGUAAACGAAGCGGGAAACGAGAGAGCAUUCGAUGCAAAUUGGCAAUUUUUUCUCGUACGGCCCGCGGUAAUCAUUGGCAAUUAGAGCAGAGGGACCUCCCGAUAAAUGUUAUUUAUGGCUACGAUUAUCCCAGGCGCGCCUAGCCGCGUCCGAAGGUUCGCCUAACUACGACCUCCCGGCUAUCUAAUUGGCUGACGAUUACUCCUGUUUGUACAAAAUGCUGCACUUUGUUGCCAGCACAAAUUAUCUGUGCGCAAACGCAGCCCCGCCUAUUAAAAAUUGUACGCUCGAAAUAUCCACUUUAGAGAUGUAGCAAAACUAUUUUGGAAAGUAUAUCCUAAUUAAUUUAUUUAAUGGAAAAAGCGCUUUUGCAGUUAAUAAUUAUUGAUUUUAUUGAUUCUGGCAAUAUGCUAAUUCUCUAAACUGUUAGUCUAUAUUUAGAUUACUUGAAACAAAGAUGACAUCAAAUAUUAAGUCUUCUAACAAUUACUUCUACUCGAAAUUUUUAUGGAUCUUCGAUGCAUCGAAAGCUCAUUCUGUCUCAAGAUUAACUAAUAAAAGAUAUCACAGAAGUGGAGAUAUUUAUCGGAAAAGACCAACAGAAGAGAGUAACGCGGAGAGAGAAAUAUAUUCUAAUAUAUAUAAAAAUUAAUAUAUAUAUAUAUAUAAAUCAUACAAUAAAAGUAUUUUAAAUCUUGAUGUCGCAUAAAAGUAGCAAACAGGCAACAAUUAUCAAAUAUCUAUUAUCAGUAUCUAUUCACCCGUCGGAAGUGCGCAUCGAAUCGCGUUCUCUCUUCUCGUUACUCGGAUCGUUAUUUCCGUUCGGACUAUACUCCGCGUUUAAUCACCAGCAAAUUAUCCCGCCGGAUCGCAAAGCUCCCCGUAUAGCUACGAGCAACUUGGGAAGCGAGCGUCAUUAUCUCUGCGCUAACAAUUUUUCCAGGCGCCUUUCUCCGUCGCAAAAAAAAAAAAAAGAGGAAAAGGGACGUCGGUGUGUAACGUUGCGGCGAGCUUGCGUAAAUCACGCAAAUCACGUAUCGCACGGCGAGGGAAAGGGACGAGAGAGUCGCGGCUCUUUUCCGUUACGCGCGGUCUCUGAAACAAUAUUAUUACUAAAAGCCGCGCUCGUCCCGGUUGCUUCGCACGCGGACUCGCCGCGGCGAGUCCGCGCGCGAAGAGGAAUGGCAAGCCGUGGGUUUGCCGACGGAGGAGCGAUUAAUUAAAAGAGCAAAAACUGUUUUCAUAAAAUUCAUUUGCGGAAAUAUGCGCCGACUGAAAUAAUAUCCGGCCGCCGAUGGAAACGCGUGUCCCGUGCCGGCAUGGCUGUCCGGUAGCCGCGCGCUGCCCGCGUUGCGUCGCGUUGCGUCCGUAUAUAAAAAAGCGAGACGAAUAAAAAUGAAGGCCGCGCGUUGCGAAAGUUUUCGCAUUUUUUGUGCUCGGUCGAGCCGGAGUGUGGAGACCAUGUGUGUAAGCGAGAUUCAUCCGACCGCUUGAGCUUUAAGUCAUGCGCGCUGAUAUUAAAGUUUGUUUCGGAAUCGCUCGCUUGCGCGUGAUAAUAUUAUUGUAAUUUAAUUUCUAUAUAUAUAAGAUAAUUGCUGAAAAAUCAUGCCAAAAUAUAAUGCUGCACAAAAAUUUAAUUUGGCUUUUUGAUUCUUCAAAAACAAAUAUAUUCCAGUUUCUAAAAAUCCAAGGGUUUGAUGAUAAUUUUAAAAUAAUUAUAUAAAAACUUUAACUCUCUUGUAGAUUAAUUUGCUUAAUAUUGUUACUUCUGUACACAAAUUGCUAUAUUGUUGAACGAUAGAAAUGGUUAUUAAAAAAUAAAUGGCAUUCAAAAACCGUUUGCGGCAAAUCACGAGUAAUAUAAAUGGAAUAUGUGGAGUAAAAAAUAGUAGUUAGUAUCAAUAGUAAUAAGUGAAAA